GCGCUUCCGACGUACAUUACAGUGUUCAACAGGACCACAUCGCAGGAGCUACAGCUAGCCGCUGUAGCUAAUGAAGCAUAGUCUGGUACUGCUGUUGCAUAGUUUGGUGUAAAGUUGGGACAGCACCGCUGGAACUACACAUACUUAACGCGGCAGCAGCAGAUGCUGCGCACCAGAUCUUCGUCGCGACAAAUAACUUUUGCGAAGAAUGUAGGCGGCGUUUAAGAGGACCCAGUGCCAGUCCCCAGAAGAAAAAACACUAUUAUAUCCUCACCCACGCUAUUGAUUUAUUCAGCUGUACAGGAGAAAAAAUUGGACAAUAAGAUGACGUUUUUCACACGACUCCUCGGUCGGUUUCUCCCGACCUGGUUGCUCGGCAUGAACGGCAAAACCGUCACAAACCUCGACCGCUUUCUCUCCUACCUGGGGCUGGUGUACUUCUGGGCGUUCGCGGGGUACUAUUUACAGGUCCGGGCGCUCUACGGCUUAAAUGGUCUCAUGCCGGUGGCGGACAUGAAAAAAGCAGGCGGCGGCGCACAGUCGCCCUAUGCGCCCUUGCCCUACCUGAGCAGCGCACUGUACGCUAUUUUUGGCGCAGGAACAAGUACAUCGAGCACAAGCACCGAUCACACCGUGCUGGAGGCGGUCAGUCUGUUGGGUAUGGUGCUAUCGCUGCUGCUGUGGCUCUUUCCGAGAACUUGGCUCCUGCGCUGCGGAACCACGUUUGCCUGUUGGCAGUGCUAUCUCGCGCUGUACUCUGUAGGUAUAGAUGUUGGUGAAGAAUUUUUGUGUCUAUAGAGAGUCAAUCUGUAUCGCGUUGCUGACCUACAACUACUUGCUUCCUUGAAGCUUUCCCUACAUACUCACAAGGACGAGACACGACGAGACGCAGAGCUGCUGUACAGGACUGUCAUCAUCAAAAACUAACCAUGAAUUUCCUAUCAGGUCAGACGUUUCUCUCCUUCCAGUGGGACAUUCUGUUGCUCGAAGUGGGUUUCUUGGCCAACCUGUACAAUAUCCUGAGUAAAAACGUACCCACGCCAGAGUUGUAAUGCAGAUUUGCAAAGACAGGAAGACUUGCAACGCGCAUCCCCAUGAGAGCCAUUUCCAAUCGUGUUUUGGAAUUUGUGAUGCUGUGAACAGGAUGAGCAGAUGAAUCUGUGAUGCGGCUGCACUUGCUAACCUGCACUACACUGCAUAGUGCAACUUGUCAUGCGUGACUUACAAAACUCCUAGGUUUGUGUUGCAAAAUCCCCAUCCUGACUCUGGUGUGGGUACGUUUUUACUCAGGAUAUACAACUUGUCCUCUUCGGUCUAUUUCCACAACUGCGUCGAUUGGCUCCUCCGCGCGCUUUUCGUGAAGCUAAUGUUCAUGACCGGCGUAGUGAAGCAGUCUUCCAACUGCCAAACCUGGAAGGAUCUGACCGCCCUGGAGUACCACUACGUGUCCCAGUGCCUGCCCACGGAGAUGGCCUGGUUUGCGCACCAGGUCCACCCCUUUGUGAACCGACUGGGCGUCGCGUUCAUGUUCUCCAUCCAGCUGGCGCCGGGGAUCCUCCUGAUUUACGUGCCCUACCUGCGGGACUACGUCGCCAUGCUCCACGCGGUAUUGCAGAUCGGGAUCUUCCUCACGGGGAACUACAACUGGUUUAACGUGUUAAGCGCAAUUCUCCUCUGGCCCUGCCUCGGCAGCGGAUCGACCGCAUCUUCGGGGAGUGACUUGACUGGAGACGCGUCCAGUGGAAUUGCAUCACUCACAAGUUACGGCGGCGGGAGCAAAAGUAGUGGGAGCACAGGUGUUGGUCGUGACAAAGGCGCGAUAGAAAUGACGACUAAUUAUAAAUCGACUAGCAAGAGCAAAGCAGGAGCGGGUGCGGAGAAGAGUAAAGCGGCCAUGAAAGCGAGUCGGUUGGCGACGCCGACGAAAUCUUCGUCGAGAAAAAUCGACUUACUUGAUGAAGCGGCUUUGGACCUCGACACUGGUUCUUCGAUAAGUGGGAAUGAAGUACAAAAAAACGCAACAACACCAGCAAAUAAAUCGAAGGACAUCAAAAACUCGUCCGCCAUGAGCAGUCAUCUGAAGCUGAAAAAAUCCUCCUCUUUGUCGUGUUUCCAGAAAACGAGGAAGCAAGUUUUCCUCCUGUUCGCGUGCCAACUGCCGCUCCUCGUGCUGAUCUCGCUGUUCCUCAUCCUCCAGGGCACGGACUUCGGUGUUACAGAGGAUUUAUCUGACUUCGUGGCAGCGAAGAUGGUGCAGCUUCCCGGCGAGGGGAAAAUCCAGCAGUUGUUGCCGACCAGCUUUGGUGCUGGUGUUGCUCUUGUGCAAAGCCUCUUCAGCGCGGAAACGCUUGCGGUUGUGCUCGCGCGGUUCGAACUGAUGAAGGAUGCCGUUCUUUCCUCGGCUGCUGUCGUUUUCAGCGGUGAAUAUGAAGAACACCCAGGCACUUAUUUGUUCGCUUUCGGUCGUGCGUUGGAAGGCUUAGAUUUUUGGAAAAUUUUCCACGGCGAUUUUUUCACUAUCAAGUCCACCAUUACCGACGGCGGCGUCCGGCAGUACCUGCACUGGUACACGCAGUACGGGUUGGUCGCGGUGCAAAUCGCGUUCUUCAUUUCCGCCCUCCGGUACCUCUUCGCGGUUACCGCGGACCAUGACGUCACGUGCUUCGACCUGUGGAGCGGAAAAGGGCACAGCGCCCGAAAGAAAUCCAAAGAACCCCCGAGCCUUGCGAUCGAGGACGGCACGCCGCACUCGUCCGCGGUUGGAAUGCUUACUACUUCGAACUCAUCGUACAAGAGCCACUUCAGCACCGCUCCGGACGGCUCGCCUAGCUCGACGUGGACGUCCAUGCAGCGACAGAACCAGGGCGGGGCCGCUUCGCCGCCGACGAUUCUGUCGAAGACGAAGCGGAUUUUCCUCUUUCUCCCCAUCGCACUGGUCCGCCUAGCGGCUGCCUUCGUCGCGCUCAACCUCGGCAUGAUCCCCUGGGCGCACCUGGGCCCGACCAAUUUUUUGCUGCAGAAGGAAGUCAUGACGCACGUGUACUCCGAGCUCUUCAAGCACGACCAGUACUCAAGUUUAUCUAACAGCUACGGCCUGUUCCGCCGCAUGACCGGCGUCGGCAGUCACGACCGAUCGGCGAAGAAGGUGCCGAAGGUGAGCGGUUUGCUGGGAAUGGUGACGGCAGGAGAUGAUUCGAAUUCUACGAAGAUGAACAGUACGAGUGUAGAACUUUCCGUCGCACCAGCGAAAAAUCCACCCACAGAGGAGGCGUUUUCUCUCCAAUCCGGGUACGCGGGGCUGAGUUACACCCCGGUGCCGAAGGUCCCGGUGCUGAUUUUCGAGGCGCAGCUGAAAUCUACGGGGCGAAAAACAAAAACAUCAGCGGAUAUUACGACGAGCAGGGAGAAGUGGCACGAGAUUCCCUUUCGGUACGCACCCACUUUUUUGAAUAAAAUGCCGGUGCGCACGGCGCCCUACCAGCCGCGGUUCGACUGGCAGCUCUGGUUUGCCGCGCUGGCGGACCAGUAUGCCGGGCAGUCGUGGCUUGUGAGGAUGCUGUGGCUGCUGAUCACGGAGAAGGUGCAGCCUGCCGCUGGAACGACAGGGGUGGCGGGUUCUGGUGAAGAAGGAUCAGAAACUUCUGCACCCCCGCUCUACUCGCCGACCACGGACGUGCGCGAACUCCUCGAGCUGGAUACGAGCACGGAUGUGGACUGGCGCACGGCGGAAAUCAAAGCGGUUCGCGUGCAGCGGUACUUCUACGACUUUUCGCGCUACGAAAACCCGCCCUGGCACCCGAAGCAGCAGGGGAGCGGGAAAACGGGGAAAGGUCCUCGUGUGAAAAACAAUAGCGACGGAGGAGAACUAAAGUCUUCCAUCAACCCUACUUCUCAGUGGUGGACCCGCGAGUACGCCGGAAAAUGGCUGGACACCGUGGACGCGACGACGCUGGCACCGCUGGCCAAGUCGCAAAAGUGGAAGUUGGCUGAGGACGCGGAUACGAAGAGGAAGAAGAAAAAGCCGCUCCAGGGUCUGGAAAAUUUUCUCUCGACCGUGCGGGAGUUCCUCGUGCAGAAACCCAAACAAAUGCUCAAGGGCUUCGUCCUGAAAGGCGGGGGAAAGGAGGGUAAGCAGGGUGCGGGGGCCGACAGUGAAGAUGGAUCACUCAGCAAUAUUGUCGACAGCGCCCGAGCGGUGCUGGCAAAGGUGGACGAGAAUUUCCUCUUUCUAACCGUCCCGCCAGUGCUGCUGGCGAUUCUGGUCGGGUGAAUGUGAAGGAGUCCGCAUCAAGGUAGAUUUUUGGGGAGCUGCGGUUUUUGCACGAUAAGUAGGGGAAGUAGAAUUAUCAAUCUGAUCCGAGACAAUAUUUUUUCAUACUAUCAGCCAGCACUGGAUGUGCGCAACGUUAAGACCGAUCACUGUGCCGCGACAAAGUGCGCGAUUUUUCUAAACCGCAAGAACGUUAUCGUCAGUCGAUGUCGCAUUUUACAAUAAUGAGGCUCUUGUAAAGCAGUAGCAGAUUCGCACCGGCGUCCUCUGUGUUUCGUUUAUGCUUGUUUGCCGAUACGCGCCCAGAAGAGAUGAGGAAUGGACGAUGGAUUUUUUCGUCGUGCUGGUUUCUUCUCGUGUUUCGACUC
Molecule: messenger RNA, 4638 nt
Organism: Amoebophrya sp. A120
Lineage: Eukaryota; Dinophyceae; Syndiniales; Amoebophryaceae
Source: the annotation of a GenBank genome assembly